AUGCUUUGGAGAGAAGAAAGAUCAAUUACUGACUUGGAUCUUUUCACCUUGAUAGAGCCACAAGUCAUUCCGCACGAAGGUGAAGCUCGCAAAGGCGCAGAAGCAAAACAGACCAAUCCCGCAAUGGAUCCGAUUGAGGACGAACAACACCAUCAGGUUAGCACGCACUCCGGUCUAUUUUUCCUACUACACCUCCUUCCUCACAUUGGUGCGCUCGACACAUAUAUGAUGGAACUCUCUAUGGUCUGUUCCUGGACCAUGGCUUCGGCUUCUGGCUUCUGGGCUUGAG
This is a messenger RNA of Capronia epimyces CBS 606.96, 289 nucleotides long. RefSeq lists its product as uncharacterized. The coding region runs from base 1 to 288 and encodes 95 amino acids. Lineage: Eukaryota; Fungi; Ascomycota; Eurotiomycetes; Chaetothyriales; Herpotrichiellaceae. The record is from RefSeq and is a predicted model, not a curated record. The transcript has a single exon.